Molecule: messenger RNA, 717 nt
Organism: Tetrapisispora phaffii CBS 4417
Lineage: Eukaryota; Fungi; Ascomycota; Saccharomycetes; Saccharomycetales; Saccharomycetaceae
Gene: MRX3
Product: Mrx3p
Exons: 1
Coding region: 1-717 (238 amino acids)
Source: RefSeq, a predicted model, not a curated record
AUGUUUAAAAUUAUCAAUAGAGGUGUUCUGUUGCCGGCUCUAGGGUUCGGUUUGGGUGUUGCUACUUCGAUGGAUGUUUGGCCAAGGACUCAACUCCCACUGCAUGAUGAGACGUUGCUUCCCCAUUUGCGGAGUGUUAAAGAGGGACAGAACAAUGAUGUGUUGGAGAAGAUCUCGAGGCUGCACGAAUAUCAGGAGUUAACUGGAGCAAGCUCGCAUUUUACAAAACAGUUUGUGCAAAGUCAGAAAAUACCAAGUGCGCACCAUUCGAAUCAUGUUGGACAAGGCUUAUUGUUUGGCAGAAGGAAACUUGAAAUUGAUCCGUUAGUGUUCCAUAAUGAAGCAGAAAGAGAAAUAGUCGGGUUCUACCAUAUAGGGGCCGAUCUAUCCGGAGACAAUGAUAAGGUUCACUAUGGGAUCUUAUCAUUGAUCUUAGACGAAUCUCUAUGCUAUUGUGGAUUCUCGUGUUUACCAAGUAAGAGAGGUGUCACUGCAAGACUGUCCGUACAUUUCAAUACUGAACUACCCGCAAACUCAACCAUAAUGUUGAAAGCAAAAGUAUCGGAAGUGAAAGGAAGAAAAUGUAUAAUCAAUGGAACGUUGAGCCUAGUGGACACAGAUACAGCAGUGGUAAGCGGCGUACCAUUCGCUAAUGCUGAAUGUAUCCUGGUAGAACCUAAAUGGUUCAAGUAUCUAAAUUGGGUAGACAUGUUCUGA